Messenger RNA from Aplysia californica (California sea hare), 3823 nucleotides. RefSeq names its product transcription factor E2F6. The record is from RefSeq and is a predicted model, not a curated record. Gene Ontology annotation, biological process: regulation of transcription by RNA polymerase II. The transcript has 10 exons. NCBI's taxonomy places the organism in Eukaryota, Metazoa, Mollusca, Gastropoda, Aplysiida, Aplysiidae. The coding region runs from base 449 to 1834 and encodes 461 amino acids. Gene Ontology annotation, molecular function: protein dimerization activity; RNA polymerase II cis-regulatory region sequence-specific DNA binding; DNA-binding transcription factor activity, RNA polymerase II-specific. Gene Ontology annotation, cellular component: RNA polymerase II transcription regulator complex.
GAAGUCAUGUUCCCAUCAUAAGCCUCAUUAUUAACGCAAUAAUGAACCAUUGUUGUCAAAUACUUCUAGCGGAAACAGUUCUCUAUGAUGUCAUCUCGCGGGAAAUACGAUUUCGCGCCAAACUCGCGCUUGCUUUGUUACCCAGACAGCAUCUGUGUCAAACUUUGAUGUCACGGGAACCUGGAUUGGGCACGAGAAAAUCCUUGUGCAACUGAUCGAAAAUAUCAUUCAUCGAUCUUCCAGGCACAGUGGAAAGAACUCAUCUGUGAUUAAACUACCUUAUUUCAUGGAUAUUUCUUCAACUUUCUUCGAUAAAGUCAUCUGAAAAGACAAAUUUUGCAGAUCAGUGAUAACGGAAGUGGUCAACAUCUGACGCCGACAGCCGAAUACGCUGGCAGUGGCAAGUGUUGCAGACCGUGCACAUUUAUCAUCUCUUUUUCUCGCCGAUAUGCCUAGGAAACAAACAUUAGUUGCAAGGCGUGAUCUUCCCAUAUUUGUCAAACAGGAACCGUCGGACAUAGUUUCAAGUUCUAAGCAGUUGUUGAAUUUACCGAGUAUUUAUCCUCGCCAGCCGUCACAGACAAGCACCACAACAAAGACAGCCGACUUUUCCGGCUAUGUCAAUACCGAUAUCAAAUCAGAAGUUGGAGAAAUAACACCACAUAAUCAGUCAUUUUCAGGAUUUCAGUUGGUUGAAGACUUGGAAAAACCGCAGGUGAAGAGGAGACUGGAGCUGGACAAUGAGAUCACUGUGGAGGGCUUUAAGACACCCAAGCCUUGCAAGAGGAGAAAAAGUCUGGCAGAUUCUCCCAGAGCUAGAGGAAUGCGAUCUCCACUUGAGAAGACCCGGUAUGACACGUCAUUGGGCUUGCUGACAAAGAAAUUUGUUGGCCUCCUGCGGAGUGCUCCAGAUGGGGUUGUAGAUCUGAACAAAGCCUCUGAAGUUCUGGAGGUGCAGAAAAGAAGAAUUUACGACAUCACAAAUGUCUUAGAGGGAAUCAAUCUGAUCCAGAAGAAGUCGAAAAAUAAUAUACAAUGGAGGGGUGCUGCCAACUCAUUCACGUCGUCGGGCGAGCCCUCUGUCCCUCAGGUCACACAGAUCAGCACGGCCAGUGUGGAUUUGCACUCAGAUAUGGCCGAUUUGAGAUCAAAAGAAGGUGUUCUGGACAAGUUAAUAGCCAACUGCACGCGGCAACUGCGAACGUUAACGGAGGACUCAGAGAAUGCAAGAUUAGCGUAUGUCACGUAUCAAGACAUUCGAGGGUUGAGUUCUCUGAGGGAGCAGACAGUGAUCGCCAUCAAAGCCCCACCAGAGACGAGGCUGGAGGUACCAGACCCAGACAAAAAUAUUCAGAUCUGGCUGAAGAGUUCUCGGGGGCCAAUCGACGUGUUCCUGUGUCCAGAUGACCUUCCAGGGGAAGAGUCAAGUUCAGGGACAUCAUCGUCAGAGUCCACGGCUUCGGCCAAUGAUCAAGAUGAGGUCGACGGGUUGCUCAGCGAUCUUGGCAUGGACACACGGCCAGAAAUACGGCCAGGUCCAUCGAGUUCAGCAGAUGACCGCCUCUCAGACAAAUUAACCAGUUUUGAAUCAAUCAAGCAAGAGCUCUUUUCCGACGACUCCCUUUCAGCAGAUAAUGAGUUGCUGAAGAAGGCUUUGUUAGCGGAAGAAAUCUCGCCGUCUUGUGGCAGCUCCAUCCUGCACAACACAACAGACCAGGACAUGCCCUUCACACAAAUCCAGCCAACGUUUACCUUUGAUCAGGGAGACGACUACUUAUUCGUCAAUGAGGAAAGCUUCAGUGACCUUCUCAGUGCCUAUGACUUGGGCUUAUAGUGGCAAGUGUGUGUUCUUUGCCUCAGGCUUAGCCCACAGAACUGUGUAGCACAGAAACUUUUCUACUGCUGCCCUCAACAGACUUUGUUCAGAGCUCUCAACCGGUGUGCACGACGUCUCUGACAGCGGAACACGUGGGUGGGGGUGCCCAUUUCACUCUCGCCCUUUUCUCAAAUUCUGGAGGUACGGAAUUGUCCAGGUUUUCUAUCUCUCAUAAAAAGUUUCUGCACCCCAUCUUUGUAUGUGAGAUGCACUGUUCUUCCUCCUUACAAUCCAGAAAGUUGAAAGUUCUACAAACCUACACCACCCGUCCCCCCUACACGAGAGGUACUUCUGCAGAAGUAGUUCUUGUGCUGGUCAAGGCCAUGGCUUGGGUUUCUCCUUUCUCCACCGUGGAGAUGGACACUCGUGGAAAAAUACGUCAAUGUGUUGGAAACUUACUUACUCACAGAGGGAAUGACCAACAUCUCCAGCUCAAAACUCCCGUGGAAAAACUUGUUGCAGACGACAAGCAAGUGAUGGAAAUGUCCUAGCUACUCUCGACAUUAUUAAAGAGGUCGAGUAGUAGAUUUCUUUCCCCCCACAACCACCAGGACUCAGGGUUUGGAUGAUGGGUAUUCAUCUUGUGUGUAUCUGAUUUGUAGCGUAACAUUUUACCACCCAGCCAAAAACGCAGUUGUUUCUCUCUCUUCAUUUAACAACAAUACCACAAGGAAAAGUAAGUUAAUUUUUUUAAACUCCCCGCCUUCAUUCUAUUACUAUCAGUGAUAAAACAGGUACAAGAUCAUUGUAAACAGCAUGCACUUAUAUAUGCUGACAUAUGUAUAUGAAAAGUAUUUUUUCCCUGAUAUUUUUGUCUCAAUAAUUCUGUCUUGUGACCAGAUCAAGGGACUUGUGUCUCUAUUGUAAGACGAGUCGCUUAUCAGGAGUAUUUGAUGGCAUCCGGUGGCUUAUGUCACUACAAAAUUCAGUUUCUGCAACAAAUCUUCUUUGAACAUGGGGGGCAUCUUUUCACGCCAUGCAGACAAUAGAUGGACCUUUUGUUAUUAUAUUCUAAAAAUGUCUUUUUCUCCUUAUAUGCCGUGAAACAUGCAUUGAAUACUGGGGCCUUACUGCAAGACAAAUGUUAUGAUGUGUUUUAUGGGACAACAACAAAGGUUAAUUGACAGACCACAAAGUUCAAUUAACAGUUAUUUUUAUUUUUUAUUUUACAUCAGUAUCUCUACAGGAGACACUACUAUUUCCUAGUUUUUGUGAAGGUUUGGUUAAUCACAAAAGAACAUUUGAACAUUCCAUGUUGGCUUAAGACACUGUUGGUGUAAGACAUUGUUGUGGUUUAUUGGAGAAUUUAAAAUGUUUAGAGCAGGAGAUGGGAACAGGAAAAAAUAUAUUUUAAGAUAAAUUUUUAAAAAUUUACAGCUCCUUGGAAUCAAUGUCUACCUUGGCAGGGUAGAGUCGAAGCCUGCCUCCUGAAUUUUCUCUAGAUUUUGUCAAUGUAGACAUUAGACAUCUUACUAAAAUAUAGGAAUAAAAAAUAGAACUUUGAAGAAAUGGCAGUGCUUUAUAUGUCCAAAUUGGGGGGUGAGGGGGGUAGAGUUUUUUUUAAGGAUUGGACAAGACAUGCAGAUUGAGCUUGCCACUUUUUGUUUGCUUUCAUUAAGGUGUAAUGGACUGGGACGCACUCUUUAAGAAGGGGAGGAACUUACCUUUAAAAGUACUGUAGUGUAUUUUAUUACCUCAGAUUUGUAAAUGAAUAAGACUUACAAAGGUCUCUUUGCCCCUGUUGAUACCCUCAUCUUGCCCUAAUACACCUUCGUUAAGCUUUCUUACUUAUCAGGACACAGUCACCCACUUUGCCAUGAUACCAGAGAUAGAUUCUUACUGCUGUUUGGUGGAAAUUUGUUAUCCACAUCUAGCCAAUUACAAACUACCCACUGAACUUGAAUUCAUUUUUUUUUUCCUAAAAAAAUCUUCUAAAAAAAAAGAAAA